AUCUGUUACAGGGGACGUCAUUAGCCAGCUUAUGCAACCCAACGGUGACAGCGAGGUUCGCUCUGUGGCCCCAAUCACCUGGCGGUUUCCUCAGCGGGGUCAGGCAACACUUGGGUCUCUUUACGAGGCACGCCGCAAUUAUGCCUUACAGACAAGUCAUCCCUCAUCGUAUUGGCAUCGUGGAAUGUUCAACAGUUCAUUCCCUUCAAGACGAUCUCUGGAAACCUUCCUAUGGCUACUAAUAACCUUACCUUCACUUAUCGGCUCACUUUUCAAGUUGAUGGAACGGUCCAGGCCGCUCCCAUUAAUCAGUCGUCUACUCCUGUUGCGCUGACCGACCGCAUGGCUUGCUUUGCGGAGAAGAAUGGUGAACCAUGGGUUCACGUUGUCACUCGUGAAGGCCUCGAAGCCGCAAUCCCGCAGGAUGCUUUGCACGGAACUGUUUACGGGGCGUUCAUUGAGCCUGAACGGCAACUGAUACUCCUGACCACUGAAUGCGAUGCCAUCCGCGUCUACGAUCAGGAGAAGCUGAUCAAGGGCUCGGAAAUCACCGAUUCUCUUCCAGUUGACCGAAGAAAGGCAGAACAAUUCCGAAUAGAAUCUUUGGAAGGAUUCCAAGAAGUUUGUAUUCCCCACCAAGUAUGGUUCCUGUCUACGGACCCUUUCGUCAUGGCCGUGCGGCGAGAUGUCGAUAUUAAGCUAUUUGUGCUGCAACCAUACUCCGAUGCAGUACCGUCAUCCUGGGCACACCUUCCUGUCCGUGAAGACGAAUACAUCAACAGUCUAUGCCUGUCCCCAGAUGGGUCUAGUCUUGUGUAUUUGCUUCGACAGACAGGAGAUGAACACCGGACGGUCUUGCGGGUCGCUAGUCUUCCGCCCAUUCCAGUCACACAUAAUACGAAACGUACCGCCGUUUGCUCCGAUUCUUGGGAUGUUUGUUUUUCAGGCGAUGAUGACGGCGACAUUCUCCGGCACUGCAACAGUAUACAUGCGGUCUUGCUCCCCAACACUUCUACCCUCAGAAUAUUGCUCGGUGCCCAAGAGACCGUGUUGUGGCUGGAACUCGACGUGAAGAUCGAUCCAUCGCGGGAGACUGCGCCAAACUUACCAGUACCGCGGGAACUGGCGCUUCGCAACAGUGCACUACCAGAAGGCCGAGCCGUCCGGGAAGGGUCAACACUUUGGGCCCGUGCAGCCGCUGGUGGCGUCAUCGAGGUGGCUAAUUUUGCGCAACGUCCAGAUACCGGAUCUAUACCCCGUACAAUGACGGUGCCAAAAGAACUGAGCCUCCGAAACAUGGACUUCUGGAGUCGACCGGAGGGGUCGACCCACGUUUUGAAGACCAGUUUUGGAGCCAUGCGCCCAUUAUAUGCCCUGGCAGCUGAAUCGGAGGCAUUCCACAAUCUGUGGGUGUGUGCCACACCCACACGUCGCAAGCCACGCUAUUUUGCUAUCUUGGAAUACACGGAGGAAGCGCCCGAUUCUAGCUCUCGGUACAACUUUAAAUAUUCCGAUGACAGUGCGCAGGUGGCUUACGAUCUGGUGCAAACACCUCCCGAAGAACUCAAGAAUCAACGUUCUGCAGCGGUUGUGGAAGACAUCACGUUGUUGCUAGACCAGUCUGAGGACGACAGCGUACGUCGCACUGCCGCCAUUCGAUUGGGGUUGUCCAGACUCGAUACCAGCGAAAAUAUGCUCAUCAAUUAG
Messenger RNA from Dacryopinax primogenitus, 1707 nucleotides. RefSeq lists its product as uncharacterized. The transcript has 4 exons. The record is from RefSeq and is a predicted model, not a curated record. Bases 232 to 1707 code for a protein of 491 amino acids. Lineage: Eukaryota; Fungi; Basidiomycota; Dacrymycetes; Dacrymycetales; Dacrymycetaceae.